Molecule: messenger RNA, 2770 nt
Organism: Pelobates cultripes (western spadefoot toad)
Lineage: Eukaryota; Metazoa; Chordata; Amphibia; Anura; Pelobatidae
Source: the annotation of a GenBank genome assembly
UGUCAUUAGUGUGAGUACAACAUGGAAAAAAAUCUUGCACAGAGACAGCAUGGCUUACAGCACUUAUAAAGCAGCAUGGAAGGAACUUUGUGUAAGAGUUUGAAUUUUUUUUUCAAAAUGUUAUCUGGCUACACUGAAUGUAACACUUGUGCAUUGUUAUAUUCCUUCCAGGGUGUGUUGGGAAACUAGAGGGGCUGGCUACGUAAAAUAUAAUAUUUAGGUUCACUUUCCACUCUGCAAUGACUAGUGGACAAGUUGAUCUGUAUUUAAUGCAUUAAAAUAUAUUUACAAAACAUUAAUAAAAAAAAAAAAAAAAAAUACAGCUACUGGCUACCCAGUACUAAGUAUUUCCAUCUGUCUUAGUGUCAGUGUGGGUGUUUGUUUUUGUUAUAAGAUGGAUACCAUUGGAGCCCACCCAUUCCUUCUAAAAAUAUAUUGAGUUUGUGUAGUAAUUAAAAUGCUCUAAUGCAGUCGGUAGCUGCCUCUAUCAGUCAUUCUGUUUUAGUGUCAUUGCAGUUACUUAGGCUCCAGAUUGUACCAGCUGUAGCAUAUUCUCAAAAUGUUAGAUUUUGACUAAAUGUAUUGUAUUUUUUUCCCCCCUCAAAUCAGGAAAAAGAAGCAAAAUUUAGCGUGCAUACAGCAACACGUGAUUCUUCUCUUGGCCGUUUACCUCUUGCUUCAGUUCAAAAAAUAGCUAGUGCUUCUUGCUGUAUUAAGUCUACGAAAAAAUCAAGCAAGAAAUGCAAAGAUGCAGAGUCUUCAAACCGCAGACAUGCAGAAUUCAGUGAGGUAAGACCUCUAUCUGAUUUUCAUUUGUAGAGGCAGGCCAAUGCAUACUUGUAGUUCAGUAUUUGGUGCUGAUUCCAAGGUUAGCUUCCUGCAUUUCCAGUAAGCUUCCGAAGUGUGUUCUCACCACAUUCCAAGUAGAAUUAAAAAAAAUAAAUGCAAAAUCUCAUUUUGCAUAAGAGAUUUACCAAACCAUACAGAAAAUUCUAACCACUGGCACACUCCCAAGGGAAGUAAUCAAAAUGUUUGAGAAAAGUUUGACAACCUUCCUGGACCCACUGGAUGCUUCUACAAGGAUCUCCUGUUGCUUCCAAUGAGCUAUGCACUGCGGUGGAGGGCCAGCUCACUGGCUGAGUACUAUCAGCCAAACUCUCAAACUGCUUGGCUUUUUUCCAUGGGAUGGUGCCAGGCAUCCUAACCGCUACAGCAGAAUUUGAUCACUUUUGGGGAGUAAUCUACUAAAGCUCAUUGUUAGGGUUAGAAAUAGCAUUUGGCACUGAUCAUUAUGGUGAGAAAGGUCAUGUCACUUUACCAAAUAACAUCUCUGGGAAGAAAACGGACAUAUCAAAAUAGAGUACUCUCUAAUACUGUGAGCUCCCCAAGAUACACAUGUGGGGUAUUGCCUAGUUCUCUGUAAUUCAACUUAAGGCCAUGUGUCUUAUUUCAAAGACCUCUUCUUAUGAGGCUGGAGUUGUAACAGUUACCACUUAAUUUGCCAGAAAUUAACAGGUGAAAAGUUUAAAUAAGGGAAUCCAUUUACUUAUUUUUGUAUAGAUAGUUUUCUAAAAAUGAAACAGUUGACACUUCUUUUCCUUUUUUAAUUAUAUAUCUAUGCUAAAGGAGCACUCCAGACCACUAAAGCACUUUAGUUUGGUGAAAAGGUUUAUGUGAAUUAUUUUUUUAUUUAGUUUUUUUUGGGAAAAAGUUCAGCUUUUAAUAGAAAUUUACACUUUUUAAUGCUGGCUAUGCCAAUCUGGCUUUUCAAGCAGGCAACUGAUCCUGUUACUUCCUGGUUUGGUUAGCUUAAUUGCACUGAACUCAAGAGGCAGCAAUUGCCCAAAGCACCUGCCUUGCAAAAACUGCUCAUUGAGAAGCAAUGGGAAGUAUGUGUUAGGACUACCAUAGAAAGUCAGGACUGGGUUAGAGAAGGGCUUGUAAAGGCAGCAGACAAGAGAUCUACAGUUUUUGCAAGAUGCUUUUGGUUAAAACUCCAAUUUAAAAAUGGAUCAUUGCAUGCAUGUAUUCAUUUAGGGUAUAUCUACUAAACAGUGACUUUUAUUUAUUUUGUUUUUGGGCAGUGGAGUGUCACUUUAAUGUUGUGUAUACAUGUAGAGAGUAUUUGAAGAAAGCGCUACCCCUCCUUUAAAAGUGUGUAUUUCUUUGGUUGCAUUUCAUAGGAAAGUACAGUGGAACAAACUUACGGCAAAAAGACCUCACAAACACAUGGGAUUUCUAAAAAAUAAAAAAAACUCAUUAUGGGGAUACAUUCGUUUUUUUCACAAACAACAAUUUGAGAUCGUUGUUGCAGUGCUUUUUUUAAUCAAACUUUCUUUUCCUUUGAUCACAGAUUGCAAAAACCCUGAAAAAUGACCAGAGCCUUAAAGUGUGUAGAGACUGUGGAUCUCCUGCCAAAUAUGACUCUUAUCUUCAUAGAGCCAUUUGCACUAGAGAAAGCUGUAAAAGUGACUUUUGCACACUCUGUCUCUGUGACUACCACUUUUCUAAAAGCUGCACAAGUAACAAACCUCAGGCACAUCGAUAUUUAUCAGGACCUCUUCCUGGGAGUAAAAAGAGCAAACAGAACUUAAGGAGGCUUUAAAUGUUCUUAAAGAAUGGACUCCUAUUAACAUCCCAGUAGAAAUGGGGGGAAAAGACUAAAUGAAAUAUAAUUUUAUAUUUAUUUUUCCUUUUGGACAUGAAAAUACUCAUUCAACUUUUUAUAUAUAUUUCAAAAUUUAUUUAUUUAUAUUUUCGUUGGUACUGU